AUGAACGGAUUACUCUUCAAGAUUUUCCAUAGCAUCCAGUUCUCUCAUCUUGCCACGAUGUCUAACAACCUCUCAGAAGCCUCUGGUCAAGGAUUAGGUGGCUUAUUCCUGGGCUAUAUUGUCGGCACUGUCCUGUUCGGCAUCACAAUUCUUCAGGUGUAUCAGUAUUUCACCAACUACCUGAAGGAAUCGAGACUGCGAAAGCUAUUCGUCAUCUUCAUUUUCUCUCUCGACCUCUCACAUAUGGUUAUCGGGUCAAAGAUGCUCUAUGUCAUGAUGAUAUCCUAUGGGUAUCUUCCCAAUCCCGAUGAUAAUGUCAUCACACUUUUUAAGGCCUUUAGCACGGUGCAGGCCGCAAUGGUCAUGUCAGUUCAAGGUUUCUACACUUAUCAGAUAUGGAGAUUGUCGAACAAUCUCUACUUGAAUCGUGUCUUUGCACAUUUUGUCAAGACCGUAAUAGCUUUCACUAUUAUUUGCGGUAUAGGUGUUGGAACUGCGUUCAACCUUUUCGAGAACAGGGAGCAAGUGCGCUCUUUGCACAACUUCACUCCUUCCGAAAAGAACGUUAUCUUCCUUGGGCUCGCGACAACGGCCUUCAUUGAUUCCAUCCUUGGAGUGACGAUGGCCGUCGUGCUUUAUCAGAGCCGCCCAGACAGUAGGAGACUUGUGGAUAUCAUUGGAUUCCUAGUUCUAUUCUUUGUCGGGACAGGGUUACUAACAGCGAUUACGCCUCUCCUGCUCCUCGUUCUGUACGCUCUUAACCCGGAUAGCAUGCUCUACAUCAGCGUAGAGUUCUCGAUCACAAGAUUAUAUGCCAACUCUAUAUUGGCUCUCUUUAACGCAAAAAAGAAAUUCCACAAGAAGCUUGAAACGCCUGCAGACCUCGAGUUACCCGCCAGUGCACUCUUAUUUGAUGGGGGUAUUGGUGGUUUUCCUGGUGACUCUCACAUAUGA
Cyclocybe aegerita is the source of this 954-nucleotide messenger RNA. The record is from the annotation of a GenBank genome assembly. Lineage: Eukaryota; Fungi; Basidiomycota; Agaricomycetes; Agaricales; Hemipholiotaceae.